This is a messenger RNA of Phoenix dactylifera (date palm), 1493 nucleotides long. Lineage: Eukaryota; Viridiplantae; Streptophyta; Magnoliopsida; Arecales; Arecaceae. The record is from RefSeq and is a predicted model, not a curated record.
CAGGUUUUGCCUUUAGCGCCACUAGAAGUCUUAGCAUCAAAGCUUGUGAGGCAAGGAGGAUUAAUGAUGGAGAGAAGUGAAAACUUUGGUCUAAUUCUAGAUCUGAUGCCACAGCCCUGCACAGGAAAAGGUUUCAAUCCAGAAGCAGUCAACGUUUCAAACCCAUAGAUUCCUCAAAGUUUAUCUUUUUAAACGCAGAAGCUUCAACCGUCGGUGGUGAACAUCAGGACUCUGUCCCCACCCCCGCGUUAACAUGAGGAUCCAACUCAGAGGACACCUUCUAGAUUUAUUAGAGAUAUAUUCCGGAGACAGUUAGAAUACUUUCGAGGCAAAGGAAAGUAUUUAUUCUAGAAGCCCAGGAGGAGGAAUAACAGCCCACCAUCAAUAGAUUGGAGAGAGACGAGGAGAAAUUCUGAGGAAGAGAAGAUGCUGAAGCAGCACAACGGUGAGAGGAGCCUUCCCAAGAGGAUCAUCCUGGUGAGGCAUGGGGAGAGCCAGGGGAACUUGGACAUGGCGGCCUACGCGACCACCCCGGAUUACAGGAUCCCCCUCACUAGGCUGGGCGUGGAGCAGGCCCGGGCGGCGGGCCGGCGGAUCCGGGAUGUGGUGUCGGACGGCGGGCAGGCGGCGAACUGGAAGGUAUACUUCUAUGUGUCGCCCUAUGAGCGGACGCGGUUGACGCUGAGGGAGAUCGGCAGGGCUUUCUCGAAGAAGAGGAUCGUCGGGGUGAGGGAGGAGUGCAGGGUCAGGGAGCAGGACUUCGGGAAUUUCCAGGUGGAGGAGAGGAUGAAGGCGAUCAAGGAGACCAGGGAGAGGUUCGGCCGCUUCUUCUUCCGUUUUCCCGAGGGCGAGUCUGCUGCCGAUGUCUACGACCGUGUCGCCAACUUUAUGGAGUCCUUAUGGAGGGACAUAGACAUGAAGAGAUUCGGUCAGGUCAACAACUCCAACACCAACCUCAUCAUCAUAUCACAUGGCCUUGCUUCAAGGGUGUUCCUCAUGAAAUGGUUCAAGUGGUCGGUCGAUCAAUUUGAGAGGCUAAACAACCUUGGCAAUUGCGAGUUUCGAGUGAUGCAGGUAGGCCCUGGGGGAGAUUACAGCCUUGCAAUCCAUCACACGAGGGAGGAGCUUGAGCAGUGGGGCCUCUCGCCGGAGAUGAUCGCCGAUCAGCAGUGGCGGGCCACUGCCAAUCGGGGCAGUUGGAAUGAGGAUUGCGCUUGGUAUCUUAAUUCUUUCUUCGAUGAUCUGAAGGAUUCUUCGGAUGAAGAAGAUGAAAACCAUAUUGUUUGAAUUGUCAUUGGAUGUUCAUAUGUGAUUCUUAUGAUAUUUGUUAUCCAUCACAGUGGUUGUCCUUUUUCACUUUCUGAUUUCUUUUGGUAGAAAAUAGGGCCUUUUUUGAUUAUUUAAAGUUGUGAAGUUAUGGUUGUUUAGCUAAGGAUUAUGAAAAAUUUGAUUUGGGAAAUGGAAAAAGACCAAAAGAACUUCAGUGAGCCAAA